Molecule: messenger RNA, 1842 nt
Organism: Ruditapes philippinarum (Manila clam)
Lineage: Eukaryota; Metazoa; Mollusca; Bivalvia; Venerida; Veneridae
Product: zinc finger protein ZFAT-like
Exons: 3
Coding region: 1-1842 (613 amino acids)
Biological process (GO): regulation of gene expression
Cellular component (GO): nucleus
Source: RefSeq, a predicted model, not a curated record
AUGGAAGAUGAUGGGUUGAAUUGUUACGUCACAUUAGACAAUGCAGCGGCUCAAGGUCAAAGUGUCAAAUCUACUGUCAUGGCUUUGUCAGAUAUUGUCACCACUCAGACAAUGGAUGACGCAGCUCAGAUGGAAUUCAUGACCGGCUCUGGGGAAGACACUGCUCCAUUUUAUGCAGAAAAGAUUACAAUUAUAGACAACAUAAUGGUAGAUGAAAUGGAAUCUGAAACUAUCAUCAGGGAUGAAGGCACUUUAGAGGAAGUAUCAGCUGAAGGUAAUGAAGGAUUCGAAGUGUCUACGGAACAAUUAAGUCAGUUGGCUACAGGAGACUUUGUUAAGAGUAAUGGUGAAGUGUAUAAAGAGAAAAAUGUACAGUGUCCUCUUUGUGACUAUGUAUGUUCCAGUGAAGACCCAGACCUCAAAAAUCAUAUCAAGAGAAGACAUAUGCCACAGGAAGGGGCCUUAAAUGCAUUCACAUGUGAUGUUUGUGGUCUUAUGACUGUCAGUAAAAAAGAUUUGAAACAACACAAAAAGUUCCAUAAGAAUGGACCAGAAUUAAAACUGUUUUGUGAGCAUUGUAGUUUUGUAACAGACUGUGUUAGCCGAUUACGGCGGCAUAUGUUAAUACACACAAAAGAGCGACCGUUUCAGUGCGGGCUAUGUACGUAUCGUGCAACGCAGAAAGAGCAUGUUUUGCGUCAUAUGAGGUCACAGCAUGGUGUUGAAGUAGAGCGUAACCAGCGGAGAUCUUUACUAAAAAAGAAUUACAAUAAUCCUCAGGAGAUUCUUAUAGCCGGUAUGGAACAGUCCUCCAGCACAGCAACAACUUCUGCCUCGAAGGAAAGUACAUCAGAAGCAGAUAUAGGACCGUUUGAGAAGUCGGACUAUUCCAGUACUGAUAAAAUAUUCGCUUGCAACUACUGCUCAAUGAAAUUCUCCAAGCUGAUUAAUUUAUAUAAACAUCUAUAUGCUCAACAUAAACAAGUCAUGCCUGAUGAAGGGCCGAACGAUUUUCAAUGUGUUGUCUGCGACUUCCACACAAACAGUAAAAAGAACCUGUUGGUUCACAUGAGGAAACAUAAUAUGCAGGACCAUUCCCCACCCACUCACGUUUAUUCUUGUGUUUUGUGUCGGUAUAUUAAUCCAAGACGUAGAAACGUGUUCCAACAUAUGAAGAAGAAGCAUGGCAUUGAAAUCAUCAUGAAAGAUGAUGGGUUGAAUUGUUACGUCACAUUAGACAAUGCAGCGGCUCAAGUUCAAGGUCAAAGUGUCAAAUCUAGUGUCAUGGCUUUGUCAGAUAUUGUCACCACUCAGACAAUGGAUGAUGCAGCUCAGAUGGAGUUCAUGACCGGCUCUGGGGAAGACACUGCUCCAUUUCAUGCAGAAAAGAUUACAAUAGACAACAUAAUGGCAGAUGAAAUGGAAUCGUAUGUGGUCUCAGAUUCAUCGCAUGAACACAGCAUGGUAUCUCCUCAGGUGUCAAUUAGCACAGUUCUUCACGCCUCAGUGCAGGAACAUGAAGCUGCUGAAGCUAUUGAAGGAUUACAGGCUCUUGCAGAGCAGGCCGGAAUUCUUAAAACACAGAAUGUGGAUAAUGAUAUGACUUCAGAAAUCGUAUCAUCGGCCAUAGAGAUAGUUUCAACACAUGAAAUGAAUGAAGCAGAAGUUUUGAAUUCCAGUGAAACUAUCAUCAGGGAUGAAGGCACUUUAGAGGAAGUAUCAGCUGAAGGUAAUGAAAGAUUUGAAGUGUCUACGGAACAAUUAAGUCAGUUGGCUACAGGAGACUUUGUUGAGAUAAAUGGUGAAGUGUAUAAAGUUGAAAUAGCACCUGAAGGUUCAUAG